Molecule: messenger RNA, 2531 nt
Organism: Marchantia polymorpha subsp. ruderalis
Lineage: Eukaryota; Viridiplantae; Streptophyta; Marchantiopsida; Marchantiales; Marchantiaceae
Source: the annotation of a GenBank genome assembly
CGAGAGUUGUGCUACAUUUUGCAGAGGCUUGCUCGGAGAAUGUUCAAGGACGACCCAAUUCGGACUUCGCACAUAAUUCUGUGAUCGACAUGUGCGGACGAUCAAGAGUUGUAACUGAUGGAUCAGUGUUCUUUCUGGACCUAUUUGCAAGAGUAUUCGAGUCCCGAAUGUUUCCAAUGACGGUCAGAGCAACCAUAAAUUUCAUUUAUAGCACGUGAUCCGGUCUACUUAGGGUUUGUUGGUGGAAAUCUUUCUUGGGCACAAAAAAGCUGUGCCAAAAGUAUCACGGUAUGCUAAAAGGAAAAUUUCAGGACCCUGCCCACUCAACUGCUACAAAUCAAUCAGGCUCAGAAGCGCCAUUCUGCAAGUCUUAUAUAUUUGUAUGAUGGUGAUGGCGUGAGGAAGGCUUGCGCUGUCCAACUGUUCGUUCCGUCACUUUCUGGAAAGUUUGGAGAGUUGUGACUGAUUAUAGAGAAUGCGACCUCACACGAAAAUUGCACCUACAUGCAUAUGCAAUACCUUUACUUGGUGCAGAUAGAUGCUCUCGAGAUAUGAUACUGGCCAGACAGUGGCAAUGUCCAAUGUGGUCGUUAUUUGACAUUGAACAGGAGAUGAUUCCAAAUACGUUUCUUCUACGUAGUUCGCUCACGGCACAAAAAAAACUUUAAUACAGCUGGGGAUCUCGAUUUUCAUUUGAUCCAUCCAUUCAGUGGACAAGGGACAGCAAAACGUAUGUUCCAUGCAGUAUUUGUUGUAUGUGAAGCACGUGUAUUCCAAAUUACCAGAGUUGAUAAUGGAAGUAGUUGUGCUCGAUAAGUAGCUCAGUGAGGUCUUCAGGAGUACGUACUAUGGACAGAUCAUACUCUGCAGAUUCCGAGUUUGAGUGUAUGAAAAGCCUUCUGUAGAAGCACAGGCUACCAAAACGGAAUAGAUCUAAGGUUCAAUCCUUAGCAACUCAAUAUGGAGGACGGGGAAUACCACAGAGUGGCAACAACUUCUGACUUCGGGUUACCUUUUGUUCCAUGAAACGAACUCCGUCUACUAUUGAUAGAUAUGACUUCACGGACGUGCCUCAGUUUAUUAAACGAAGAUUGGAGUUUUUUGAGUUCAAGACGUUUUCAAGGCGGCCGCCAGUCAGUGUGGACCAUCCAAGGCAUUAGAUCUCAAGUGUGGAUCGUACGUUUCAGAUCGCGGGCAACAUCAAGAAAGAACACGAGGUUUUUCUCUUGUACACUCGAGCGCAACUCGAGAACUCUUAGAAAUUUUAUCACAAGGAUUCACUAUAAAUAUUUCACAAUGUUCAAGUUUACGACCAAGAGGAGGUCGAGUUUGGAAGCGAGGAAAGCCAUGGCUACUUCAGAAUUCGCGGGAAGUGCACCCAAGUCAGAGAUCGACAACAUCAACUCGAAGACUACAGCAAGGCUGAACGAGAGUCAGUGCAACUCCCUGAUUGACUCUGACGCGAGAAUUGCAUCCGGAUCUGCCUUUAGUGGUGCUCCAUCGGUUCCCGCAGAAGAAUAUAAAGUGCCGGCCGAACCGGAAUCCAAGAUACAAACGUCUGACAAGACACCCAUAUACUCUCAGCUCUUCGAUCCUCCUUUGUUUGUGCAUACGUCUUCUCCAAUAGCAGCACUUCGCGUGAUUCAAUGGGACGAUGAACGGCAGAUGUUUUUCAAGACCGAGAGUAACAACGAGAGUCUAAACAAAGACUUGAGGUACACUUUUGGACCCCUGCAUGAAUUGAACAUUCUGAAUCCGAAAUCGAAGGUAGAAGAAGCAUCUGAUGCCCAUGAAGGCUCUGCUCACGGCGAAGAUGGCGACGAGGAGGAAGACUCCGACGAAGCAAGAAAUAAGCUCGAGGCACAAGAAGCUCUUCUUAUGCUUGCAGGUUCCAAAGACCUUGCACGAUGUGCCUUGCUCCACUUAUGAGAUUCGGAUGAUUCUACAAACUUGGGGACUUUUUCUUUGUUUUUAUCAUAGUUUAGAAAGUUGAAGAAAGACAUUAGGGUCCUACCUUGUAGUUAAAGCCAUUAUUCUUCGACGAAAUUGUAUAAUUCAUGUGCAAGAAGCUUUCUUUAAAAUUGUCUCACGGUGAUUGGCUAAAUCUAACAUCUUGAAGGAAUUGCUUAUGGGCGACGCAGAUAAAAGAACUGAGGUAAAAUGAGAAUGUAAUUUUGAUUGCCGUAUCUACGACGCGAACUAUAUAUAAAUAUUAUUAGGAGUUGUUGAAAUUGAAGUUUAAGCUAGGCAAUGUGCUUAAGACAACUUCUUUAAAUUACAUCGAUUAGUGAAAGAUUAGUUUGAAGAGAUGUGACUGCUUAGAAUUUUUCUAAGAGAUUGCGACCUCACGAGAUUUGCACCUACAUGCAGAGGCAAUACCUUUUCUUGGUGCAGAUACAUGCUCUCGAGAUAUGAUAUUUGCCAGACAGUGGCAUACAACGAGUUUCCAUGGUAAAAGUCACAUGUGGUCGUUAUCUGACAUUGAACAGGAGGUGGUUCUAAAUACGUUUCUUCUACGUAGUUCGCUCACG